CAUGCAAAGAUUUUUCUACUCAUGAACAUCCAACUAAAAUACCUUUCUAUACAAGAUAUGAAAAUGAUAUAAUUUAUUUAUGUUUUAACAAUGAUGAAUUUAAAUUAAGUACAUUUACAAGUUCUCGAUUUCAUUUAAUAGAAGAAUCAGAAAUUUCAUUUUUUGCAAAAACUAUAUGUGAACGUUGUAGAUAUCUGUCUUAUUGUGCUAAAAAUGAAUAUAUACUUAUCCAAAAUUUUGAUUGUCAAACUUUUUCUUGUCCUGUACGUGAAGAAGUUGACAAUAGGAUGGAUGAAAUUAUUAAUGAAUUAUAUGAUUUGAUCUAUAAAGAAUCAACAACCAAAACAUUAAAAGAUUAUUUAAAAAAAAAUAAUUAUAAUUUUCAAAAAGUUAUCGAUUAUUGUUUAAAUAAUCAAGAAAAUCCUAAAGCUUUAAUCGUGCUUGCAAAAUUUGAAAAAAUUAAGAUCAAAAGAUUUGAUUAUUAUAAUAAAGCUGCUUAUUUAAAUAAUGUUGAAGGAAUAUUUCUAACAGGAUAUUGUUAUAGAUUUGGGGUAGAAGUUGAUAAAGAUAUUCGUCAAGCAGUAAUUUAUUUUACAUUAUCUGCUAGUUUAGAACAUUCAAAAGCCACUUAUUUAACUGCUUUAUCUUAUUAUUAUGGUGAAG
Molecule: messenger RNA, 663 nt
Organism: Cetraspora pellucida
Lineage: Eukaryota; Fungi; Glomeromycota; Glomeromycetes; Diversisporales; Gigasporaceae
Source: the annotation of a GenBank genome assembly